AUGGAGGCAGAGAAAAUCCUCCUCAUCCAUUCGAUGCUCCACUUGAUCUUCCAUCGCAAUAAAAACCAGCAUGGAGGUACAAAAUGGUGGAAGUGGCUGUCGAUGCUAAAACGCACCACGCUAAAACUCGCGGAAUCGCUGCAACAUGAAUCGUCGAGUGCGAAGUCCCUGCCGUCUGCUGAUGUGUACAGACGGCACCUCGCGACGCACGUCGUACCAGGAUGUUACCUUGCAUUUUCAACAGUCGUGGCCGACGGGCAGUUCUCGACUCUUGGUGUCGUCCUAUUAGCCACGCUCGCGCGACUUUCCAAGGCCGCUGGCAUUGACAAGGAGUUCAAGGCCAUGAGUCGGGCGAAGAAUGCUGGCAGAGCCCAGCCUUAUGAGUUACCAACGUCAAAAGCCGAAGACGUUGGGGAAGUACUCGCUCGGGAUUCUGGUCCUUCACCGGCUACUAGCUCGUCCGAAAUGCGGGCUCCUCGCAAAGAGAGCUCGGUGGCUUUUCCCGAGGACCGCUCAAAGGAACCGAAGAUGAAAGCAAAGACGGAAGAAAAGAAGACAAAGAAGAAGAGCAAAAAGAAGAAAGAUGCCAUUGAUGACCUUUUUGCUGGUCUCUUAUGA
Aspergillus terreus NIH2624 is the source of this 618-nucleotide messenger RNA. RefSeq lists its product as uncharacterized. Gene Ontology annotation, molecular function: rRNA primary transcript binding. Bases 1 to 618 code for a protein of 205 amino acids. The record is from RefSeq and is a predicted model, not a curated record. The transcript has 2 exons. Gene Ontology annotation, biological process: nuclear-transcribed mRNA catabolic process, RNase MRP-dependent; maturation of 5.8S rRNA from tricistronic rRNA transcript (SSU-rRNA, 5.8S rRNA, LSU-rRNA). NCBI's taxonomy places the organism in Eukaryota, Fungi, Ascomycota, Eurotiomycetes, Eurotiales, Aspergillaceae. Gene Ontology annotation, cellular component: ribonuclease MRP complex.